AUGGCGUUUCGCGACGAUAAGAAUGCCAAUAUUGGCCCCGAUAUCGAGCGGCGUUGCUAUUCAAACUCCUGUCUGGAGGGCAAGAAGAUCAAGCGCGAUCUCAAAUCGCGACAUAUCAACAUGAUAGCCAUUGCGGGUAUGAUCGGAACUGGUCUCUUCCUGAGCUCUGGCCAGGUUAUUGCGAUUGCUGGCCCAGCUGGCGCGUUGUUAGCCUAUAUUUUUAUGGGGUUUAUCACUGCUGGUGUUUCCUAUACGACUGGUGAAAUCUCGGCUUUUAUGCCUUGCAGUGGAGGCUUCGUUCGACAUGCAACGAGGUUUGUUGAACCUGCACUUGGUGCAGCCACUGGUUGGAACUUUUGGUAUACUAUGGCUAUCUCGGCACCCGCAGAGAUUACAGCUGCUGCUACUGUGGUUCAAUUCUGGAAUCCUUCCGUCAAUCCUGCAGUCUGGAUCACUGUAUUUGGUCUCUGUAUUGCGGCUCUCAACUUCUGUGGCGUCCGUCUCUACGGAGAGUCCGAGGUAAUUUUCGCGUCACUCAAAAUUAUGCUCAUCAUCGGUCUGAUUAUUGGGGGCAUUGUCAUCGACCUCGGCGGUACGCCUGGCCAGGAGCGUCUUGGUUUCCACUACUGGAAGACCCCAGGUGCGUUCAAUGAAUACAUUGACACAGGCUCUACAGGCAGGUUUCUUGCGUUCUGGAAAGUUCUCUUGACCUCAGCAUUCAGCUUCGGAAACAUCCAGGUUGUGGCCAUCGCAGGUGCCGAGACUCAGAACCCACGCAAGAUAAUCCCGGACGCUACUCGCAAGACAUUCCUACGGGUCUUCGUGUUUUACGUUCUCAGUAUCUUCAUCGUUGGGCUCAUUGUCCCAUACAACGACCCCGAGCUCGUCAUAUCCACAGGAACAGCAAAGCAAUCACCAUUCGUGAUUGCCUUCGUGCGAUCUGGCGUCUCGGUUGUUCCGCACAUCAUUAACGCAGUGGUCUGCACCUCUGCCAUUAGUAGCAGCUUGAGUUGUAUCUUUAUUGCAUCGCGGACAUUGUACGGCCUCAGCGAAGACGGACAUGCGCCAAUGUUUUUCCAACGAUGUAACAGAUUUGGAACACCGUACUUCGCUGUUGGUCUCACUGUCCUUCUCUUGCCUCUCAUGUACAUGAGCGCUGAGAGCAACUCAUCCACAGUAUUCUAUUGGUUUGUGAAUAUUACUACCGUCGCGGGUUUGAUUGGGUGGAUUGUUAUUGAGGCAACCUAUUUACGUUUCUAUGCUUGCUUAAAAAAGCAGGGGUAUUCGAGGGAUGAACUCCCAUACCACACGCGGUUCCAGCCGUAUACGGCGUGGGCGACUGGGCUAAUGGUAAUCAUGGUUGUGAUCACUUCAGGGUUUCAAGUCUUCACUACAGGCAACUUCACCACAUCUGUGUUCCUGACUUCCUAUCUCAAUAUUGCUAUUUUUGCCGUACUAUACAUCUUCUUCAAAUUCUACCUGAAGUCCAAGGUUGUCCCUCUAGAUCAGAUUGACAUACGAAGCGACAUCGAGGAGAUCAAAGAGGAGAAAGCACAAGGGGUGUAUUUGACUGAAAAGCAACUAGACUGGCCCUGGUGGAGACGCCUGCUUCACUGGAUUUAG
This is a messenger RNA of Penicillium samsonianum, 1623 nucleotides long. RefSeq lists its product as uncharacterized. Gene Ontology annotation, biological process: amino acid transmembrane transport. The transcript is spliced from 8 exons. The coding region runs from base 1 to 1623 and encodes 540 amino acids. The record is from RefSeq and is a predicted model, not a curated record. Gene Ontology annotation, cellular component: membrane. Lineage: Eukaryota; Fungi; Ascomycota; Eurotiomycetes; Eurotiales; Aspergillaceae. Gene Ontology annotation, molecular function: amino acid transmembrane transporter activity.